AUGCUGAAGGCUGCAAGUAGCCGCGUGGUCACCAGGAAUCCGAGUUCCUUCAUCAACGAAGUCAACGACGACGGCAUAAAGGAGGACCGGCCGUUGUUCGACGGCGACGACCUGGUCGACCUGCGCGCAGACGCUGUACAGCUCCAGGCGGGAGAUUUGGUGGAAGUUACCUCUGACACUCUCAAUGCCCAAGCACUUGCCAUUUGCCUUGGACGCUUCAACGGCGCCGAACACUUCUAUACAAACACGGGCAAGUGGUUCACGAGCCAUGGCAUUCGGACUCUGUUCACGGUCAACAACUUCGUGGACGCGGCCGAGCUGCAGCCAGUCAUUGACGCAUUGCCGGCAAGGGAUACACCAAUGGAGGUUCUGAAUGCCCUACAAGACAUGCGCCAGGGGCCGUCUCGCAACACUGGGUCCUUUCUGAUUAGAAAGAUGCUUGACUUCUCCGUGGAAUCUGAAGUCAUUCACCAGACACACGCAGCGCGGUUGGACAAUGCGUCGGAGUUCUUGGGACAGACCGAGCAAUACCUGUCCCUGGAAGAAAUUGCCGAUAUUCUAUUGCCGAGUGCAGUCAAGGCGGAUGGCAAGUUCCCGCCAGCUGCCCUUUACGCUGUGCACAAGACUCUGAUGGUCAACGAUGCUGCAUUUCGACCGAUGACGCCUAUCGGCAAUCGACGCUCUUACCUCUACGAGAUUAGUUCUCUCAGUGACGUCCAGCUCGUUGAUAAGAUGAACUCGCUGAUGCGUAUGUUUUAUGAUGAUGCUCAGCUAUAUGGUGGCUCUCUAAAGCCGUCUAGACUUGGCCAAAGUCAGCUUGGACGAUUCAUUCUGAAGGCUCGUGAGGCUAUAGACAGCAGCCGUGAAUUCCGCAAAUGGUCGCCGCAUGGCAUGCUUGGCCCAGCUGUCAAGUUCUCGAAACCGCACUCGAUAGAGUGGACGGAUUCGGAUGUCAAGAUACUGCAUUUUAUGCAGCUGUGGUCUAGCUUCAGGAAGUUCUCCCGCGCAUCAAGUCUACAUUGGAUAGGUGCUGGCAUACUCCGUGCCAUCGAACGAUACGAUGAAAGUGAAUACCUUACAACAACCACAGGAUGGACAUUUCUCCAGGAGAUAGGCUGGAUACCGCCAUGGGACAUCAGCUCUCGAUACUCCCUACGACUUCCUGGUGUAGGCCUCAAGAGGACUGGGGGCUUUCUUGGUCAGAGCUUGACGGGAGAUGGAGGUCUCCGUCAAGGUGACCCUCUCGCAAGGUUGAGAAAGGAUUGGACUCGUCUCCGCGCAUACUGCAUUGACGCUGCAAACGCGAGCGAUAUAGAUGACGCAGUGUCCAUUGAAUGGACCCCAGAGGGCGAGCAAUGGGUUCAUAUCCACGUGGCUGACCCAGCUUCCGGCAUGGCUCCAGACAGUCUUCUGGCCAAGCGAGCUGAGCUAGUUCCACAGACAGCCUACCUCCCAGGUCAUUUCGAGCGCAUGCUGCCAGUAGCGGCGGUCCGUACGAAGUUCUCUCUUGCCCCAGAUCGGCCUUGUCUUACUUUCAGUGCACGGGUGGACGACGAGGGUCAGAUUCAAGAAUACAAGAUAGCUCCAGGUACGCUCCGGGAUGUCGUGUACAUCACCGGCAAAGACGUCAAUGAGCCUCUUGCCGCAGUAAACCUAUCAUCUCUUCAAACCUUCACUCGAGAUGUACUUUAUCCCAAGCUGGCAGCUGGAGAGCGACCCAGCGAGACUGACUGGCGCACGAUGCGUUCACUGCUCGGCUCGGACGAGAUCUCAGCUACUCCCGCCCCGCACUUCACCAUGGGCUUGUCCAUGUACACCAAAGCCACCAGCCCCCUCCGGCGCUUCUCCGACCUGCUCGUGCACUGGCAAGUCGAGGCGGCCCUGCUGGAGGAGGAGCGCCGCGGCACCUCGCUCGUCGGCAACACGGACGACGACAGCUUCCUGCCCUUCACCAGGGAGCGGCUCGAGCGGUCGGUGCUGCCGAUGCUGCGCGUCCGCGAGCGCACGAUGCGGGCCCUCGACGACGGCGACGGCAACGCAGAGUGGAUGCUGCAGGCCCUCGUGCGGGCGUGGCACUUCGGCGAGGCGGCGCUGCCCAAGACGUUCCGCUUCACCGUGGCCGACGUCCUCGCGCGCAGGGCCGUCCGCGGCCGCCUCAACUGGUUCGACCGCCCGGCGCUGAUGGCCAUUGACGGGCUGAACGCCCUCGGCAUCCAGCUGUCCGAGCUGGAGACGGGCGAGGUGCUCGAUGUCGAGCUGGUCGACGUCAAUGUCGUGGAGAAGUCCAUUCUCGUCCGGGCCGUGGGCAAGGCCGCCAUUGCUGAAGGUGAAGCUGAAGCAGAAGCGAGUGAGUAG
Messenger RNA from Phaeoacremonium minimum UCRPA7, 2355 nucleotides. Its product is annotated as putative mitochondrial protein cyt-4 protein. Gene Ontology annotation, molecular function: 3'-5'-RNA exonuclease activity; RNA binding. Lineage: Eukaryota; Fungi; Ascomycota; Sordariomycetes; Togniniales; Togniniaceae. Gene Ontology annotation, biological process: mRNA catabolic process. The transcript is spliced from 3 exons. Bases 1 to 2355 code for a protein of 784 amino acids. Gene Ontology annotation, cellular component: exosome (RNase complex); P-body. The record is from RefSeq and is a predicted model, not a curated record.